Molecule: messenger RNA, 1329 nt
Organism: Arabis nemorensis
Lineage: Eukaryota; Viridiplantae; Streptophyta; Magnoliopsida; Brassicales; Brassicaceae
Source: the annotation of a GenBank genome assembly
AUGACAUCUUUUCCGACUCCGAUCAUCUUCUCCGUUCUCCUUCUCUUCAUCUUCUCACUCUCUUCAUCAAUCUCAUUUGCUCUAUCAUCAUUCCAACCAAAAGCUCUCAUUCUCCCAGUCACAAAAGACAAAUCUACCCUCCAAUACACAACCGUCAUCAACCAACGAACCCCACUUGUCGCCGCCUCCGUCGUCUUCGACCUCGGUGGUCGAGAUCUCUGGGUCGACUGCGAAAAAAACUACGUCUCCACCACUUACAAAUCCGCUCGCUGCAACUCCGCCGUUUGCUCACGCGCCGGCCCCCGUGACUGCGAGCAAUGCUUCUCUCCUCCGAGACCUGGCUGUAACAACAACACUUGCCACACAUUUCCAGACAACACCGUCACCGGAACCAUAAUAACUUCCGGCGAAAUUGCUGUAGAUGUUGUGUCGAUUCAGUCAAUUAACGGGUCUAAUCCGGGUCGGGUCGUGAAAAUCCCCAAUUUGAUUUUCGUUUGCGGGUCAACGAAUCUGCUUGAAAGACUCGCUAGUGGAACCGUCGGUAUGGCCGGAAUGGGACGCCACAACAUCGGACUGCCGUCGCAAUUCGCCACCGCGUUUAGCUUCAAUCGGAAAAAAUUCGCCGUCUGUCUCACUUCCGGAAGAGGCGUCGCCUUCUUCGGUGACGUAACUUACAAGUUCCUCCCCGGUAUUCAAAUCUCAGAUCUAACAACCACACCGUUGCUCAUAAAUCCGGUGAGUACUGCUUCUGCGUAUGUACAAGGCGAGAGAUCCUCCGAGUAUUUCAUCGGCGUGACGGACAUCAAAAUCGCCGAUAAAUCCGUUCCGAUCAACAAAGCGAUUUUGAAGAUCAACGGUGCCACCGGAUACGGAGGGACCAAAAUCAGCACGGUGAAUCCGUACACGGAGAUGGAGACGUCGAUCUUCAACGCGUUCACGUCGGCGUUCGUAAGAGCAGCGACGGCGAGGAACAUCAGUCGAGUUUCGUCGGUGGCUCCGUUCGGCGCGUGUUUCAGCACCGCGAACGUCGGCGUCACGCGCGUUGGAUACGCCGUGCCGGAGAUUCAGCUCGUGCUUCAGAGCAACGACGUCGUUUGGAGGGUUUUUGGAGCGAACUCGAUGGUGAGCGUCAGGGAUGACGUCAUCUGUUUGGGUUUCGUUGACGGGGGAGUCAACGCGAGAACCUCUGUGGUAGUCGGAGGGUAUCAGUUGGAAGAUAAUUUGAUCGAAUUUGAUUUGGCGAGUAACAGAUUUGGGUUUAGUUCCACGUUAUUGGGCCGUCGUACUAACUGUGCCAACUUCAAUUUCACUUCCACUGUGCCCAAUUGA